AUGGAGGCAUCGACCUUACUGCGCGGUUCCACCUCCGUGCCGAACGAUAUACCACGUUUCGUGACAUACACCUCGCCAGUAUCACAAUACCCAUCCGUGCCGGCCACGAAUGGCUUCUCGGGCGGUGCGGCGACACUGCCUCUCAACCUCGUUGGUCUGAUCCUGAGCCAUCUCGACGACCUGGGAGACAUCGCGCGCGUCACGAGAACAUGUCGACUACUGUACUAUAUGACCCUACCUCAGCUGUACGCCAAAGUGUCGCUGCACUCAUAUCCGACCAUUCGGUAUACCAAUGGGCGACCAGAGGGUUUCGGGUCUGCAAGCCCCUUUCUGAUGGCGUUGAAUGGACUGGUCACAAAAGCGCAUGCUGGCAUAGUACAAGACUUCAGAGUAUAUGGAGAAUGGAACGAGGUGGGCGCGGAGGACUUCGCGAAGGGCAGGGUACCAGAUAACAGCAUGAUGCUGAACAUCUUGAUGCGCUCGGCGACAGACCGGAUGACGAAGCUACGGUCGUUCAGCUGGGAGCUGGACUGCAAGCCUCUGAAGCCACUGUAUCAAGGACUGGGUUCGCACAGCAACCUCACGAGCCUAUCGAUCAGAUUCCCGCAGACGAGGGUGCCGAGACCGUCGGUCGUGAUACCGCCUAUGGCCAAUCUGCGAAUUUUCAGAGCGAUGGAGAUCGACCCCCUUUGCUAUCCAGACGACAUCUCAGUCCUCCUCCUCAGCUCCAAGAAGCUCGAAGACGUCCGACUCCACUUCUCGCCCCGUAUGCGCGCCGAAGCAGAGUCAAGCCUGUCGUGGGCUACAUACUUUGGCCGAGUCCUUCGAGCGGAGUAUCAUAUGGGGCUCAAGCACUUCGCAGUCCAAAACUUCUACGGCCGCAACGUCGAGGGCAUGGGCGACAUCCUGAACUACGACACUUGUAAAAGCGUCACCUUUCUCGACGUCUUCGGGGGCGCGAGAGGAGCCAGUGCGAACGUCUUCUUAGACGAUACUUGGAAGCAGAUCCCUCCAGAUCUCACGACCAAAUUCACCACCAUGCGGACGAACGAGCCUGCGAUGCAGCAUGUGGAGAUGCUGUUGAGGGCCGAAGCGCCGCUAGAGAAUCUGUAUAUCGUAAGUCAGCGGUUGGGCAAAACGGGCAACACGCCCGGAAGCGGGCAAGAGAUGCCAGUCACACCCGACGACUCGCAGCCCGACUUCGAGGCGACUGCGUUGGGUAAGCAGUACCUACAUGCUAUCACACGUUGUCACGGCAGCUCUAUGAAGCAUCUCCUUCUUUGGGACGUAUGGCACCUGACGCAGGACGAUCUCGGCGAGCUAAUCCGCUACUGUCCGAAUCUCGAGCAGCUGGGCGUGGGUGUCAGCUCAGAGGACAGCUUGAAAACCAUAUGGCUCCUCCUGCCUUUCCUCCACAAGCUCAAAGCUCUACGACUACUGCUACCCAACGAGGUCGAAGGACAAUGUCAGAACUCUGGUCACUACAACAAUAUGGCGCAGACUCUUGGCAAAUUGAACGCGCAGAAUCUCAAGUGGCUUGGGGUGGGCAACAUGAUUUUCAAGAUUGGUCCACGGUACGAUGACAUUGAUGUCGGGGGACACGUUGUAGCGAAGGUACACAUUACGGAAGUGAAGAUUGCGGAUGUGCAGCAUGUGGAGAUUUGGGGUCGGGACUGUCUGGAUAUUAUGGCUGAUCCUGUCGCGCCUUUCAGCCCUUGA
Saxophila tyrrhenica is the source of this 1719-nucleotide messenger RNA. RefSeq lists its product as uncharacterized. The record is from RefSeq and is a predicted model, not a curated record. Gene Ontology annotation, molecular function: protein binding. Lineage: Eukaryota; Fungi; Ascomycota; Dothideomycetes; Mycosphaerellales; Extremaceae. The transcript has a single exon. The coding region runs from base 1 to 1719 and encodes 572 amino acids.